This is a messenger RNA of Lycium barbarum (goji berry), 1773 nucleotides long. RefSeq names its product peptidyl-prolyl cis-trans isomerase CYP40. Bases 247 to 1335 code for a protein of 362 amino acids. The record is from RefSeq and is a predicted model, not a curated record. Gene Ontology annotation, molecular function: peptidyl-prolyl cis-trans isomerase activity; protein binding. Gene Ontology annotation, biological process: protein peptidyl-prolyl isomerization; protein folding. The transcript has 8 exons. NCBI's taxonomy places the organism in Eukaryota, Viridiplantae, Streptophyta, Magnoliopsida, Solanales, Solanaceae.
GGAAAGUCACACGCCCUGUCUUUAUUUCUUUUUGGCUUUAUUUAUGUUGUGUUACUACUUUUCAAUGCGAAACGGAGAAGGAGAAGACAGUUGAGGUUGACGUUUUUGAAUACUGACGACUCCUUCCAAGAGUUCGAAAUAUAUAUAGCCGCGGGCACUACUAAAACAGUACAACUCUCCAUAACUAGGGUUUUUUCAUAGCUGGCUUUGUCUGUUUUUAUAUAAACCCAACACAACAGAGGAAGAAUGACAAGGACAAGGUGUUAUUUGGACAUAAGCAUAGGAGGAGAACUUGAAGGAAGGAUAGUUGUGGAACUUUACAAUGAUGUUGUACCUAAAACUGCUGAGAAUUUUAGGGCUCUUUGUACUGGUGAAAAGGGUAUUGGUCCUAAUACUGGUGUUCCCCUUCAUUACAAGGGAGUUCGUUUUCAUCGUGUGAUUAAGAGCUUCAUGGUGCAAGGUGGUGAUAUUUCUGCUGGCGAUGGUACUGGGGGAGAAUCCAUCUAUGGGCUUAAAUUUGAAGAUGAAAAUUUUGAAUUGAAGCAUGAAAGAAAGGGAAUGUUAUCUAUGGCUAAUUCUGGACCUAACACUAAUGGAUCUCAGUUUUUCAUCACAACUACUCGAACUUCCCAUCUAGAUGGAAAACAUGUGGUUUUUGCAAAAGUAAUCAAAGGAAUGGGGGUUGCUCGUUCUAUGGAACAUGUGACUACUGGUGAAAAUGAUUGCCCAACAGUAGAUGUCAGUAUUGCGGAUUGCGGAGAAAUUCCUGAGGGGGCUGAUGAUGGUAUUACAAAUUUUUUCAAAGAUGGAGAUCUAUAUCCUGAUUGGCCUGCUGAUCUUGACGACAAUUCUGAUGAUAUCUCUUGGUGGGUCACCGCGUUAGAGUCUAUUAAGGCAUUUGGUAAUGAAAAUUUUAAGAAACAAGAUUACAAGAUGGCUCUUAGGAAAUAUCGAAAAGCUUUGCGCUAUUUGGAUAUCUGCUGGGAGAAAGAAGGGAUAGAUGAAGAUAGGAGCGCACAUUUGAGAAAGAUGAAAUCACAGAUAUUUACCAACAGUUCUGCUUCUAAACUAAAACUAGGAGAUCUGAAGGGAGCACUCUUAGAUGCUGAUUUUGCAAUGCGGGACGGAGAAAACAACGCAAAAGCUCUAUUUCGUCAGGGGCAGGCACAUAUGGCUCUUAAUGACAUAGAUGCUGCAGUUGAAAGCUUCAAGAAAGCAUUGGAGCUGGAGCCAAAUGAUGGGGGAAUUAAAAACCAACUUGCUGCUGCUAAAAAGAAGAUUGCUGAUAGACGUGACAAGGAGAAAAAAGCAUUUGCCAAGAUGUUCCAAAAUUAGUUGCGGUACUCAUCUAUUGGCAAUAGCACUUUCAAUUAAUACUUAUCAAUUGCCAUCAUUCUGGGAGUUGCUUCUGCUUUUCCGAAAAAGGAUAGUUUAUGCCUUGUUUCGAGACACAUCAGUCCUGAUCUAUGCACUGAAUUAACUUUAGAUGAACUGCUCAGGCUAUUCUUGAUUACGUGUACCAAUUAGCAGAAGGGGUUUUAGGUGUCAAUGCACCUUCAUUUGUCAUUAAUCAGCUGUUAAUAAGCUACAUUGAGGGGGAAAAAAAAUUAAUCAUGAGCAUCGUUAUCCAAUGUUUUUGUUAAAUUUUGCUAACUUGCAAGGUAACUUUCUUGCAAUAUCUGUAGCCUUAUAUUUCCCCUCUGUGAUGGAAAUAACUUGUAUGUAACUUAGCUGAGGUAUAGGGCGUAUGAUGGGAGAUUUGGUUUUGUAUUC